Messenger RNA from Schistocerca serialis cubense, 4870 nucleotides. RefSeq names its product mucin-4-like. The transcript has 6 exons. NCBI's taxonomy places the organism in Eukaryota, Metazoa, Arthropoda, Insecta, Orthoptera, Acrididae. Bases 263 to 4870 code for a protein of 1535 amino acids. The record is from RefSeq and is a predicted model, not a curated record.
CGCUGCCUGUUUUUGGAUUAUAUGUCUGUUGUAUAUUUAUAUGAAGUGAGCUCUUCAGAUUUGAAUUGUUUACUGCUUAAAGAGUGCGGAUUCUGUUAGAUAAAUAGUGCUGUAGUGUAACAGCGUAGCAAGGGUGGUACAAGGAAAUAUGUAACCGCUGCAGUUUAAAAACUGACAGUUUCAGAUCGAGAGUAGAAAAGCACAGUUCCAGCUGGGGAACCUGCGGAGUCAGUUUCAGCAGGAGGGUGGGGGAGGUGAAGAGAUGGAUCUGGUGACUGGGGAGGGCCAAGAUGCCCUCCCAGUCUUGGAGGGGGAGGUCUCGUCCUCGACGAGCGACGAGAGGGGGGCGGCGGGACCCGACCCCCUGGUGCCACCUCCGGAGGCCGGCGAACAGAUGGUGGUGUCCGAAGCCGGAGUGUUUCCCCAGCAGGGCUUGGAGGAGCAGGAGGUGGAAGAGGAAGUGCUGGAUGGCUCAGUGAUGGGUGACGUCGUAAGCGGGGUGCCGUCGCUGUCGCCGGACACAUCCGAAUCUGCUCUCGAGUUGUUGUGCCAGCCAUUUGAGCCCGGCCAGAGUGGUUUAGGUGAUCUUACGGUGGAGGGCCCUUCAGUGGAAGUAGCGACCGUGGAGGAGCUACUGUCGGAGGACGGCUGCAACAUUGACCCAGUGCUGGUGGGUGAUGGCGCUCUGGAUGAUGAGAGUGUCCUCAUCAGCACCACUGUGGGGGAGGCAGAGCUGGCAAUACUGCAAUGGGGCGAGGGCGACGACCAGGCCUGCGAGGAGGUGGUGGCUACAGCCGGUGCCAUUCCUACCAUUGGCUCAGAUGCACUCCUCUCCGACGACUCGCAGCAGUCACUAUCGAGCCAGCUGCUCGGGCGGGGAGACGAGGAUGGUGAUCCGGCGGUAGUUGCUGCCGGUAUCCGGCAUAUGUCCGGACUUCCACCAGACAGCACUACUGCCCCAGAAGCCAACAACAACACGAUCGAACGUUCACUGUUGGAGAUAUUUGCUACCGAAGAAGUGGUCUCGACAACUGGCAAUGGGAGUGACGAAGGCUCUGCAUCUGGCUCUGUGUCCCCUCUGGUGUCGACGAGCCACCAGCUACCAAUUUCAGGAGGAGUUUCCACCACCACCUUGCGUCCUUCAGCAGCUGCAUCAUCACGGGUUUCAGCAUUGUUGUGUGACCAAUCUGCAAACUCGGGAAUUGUCCAGCGACCACUUAGACAGAGCCAAGAAGUGUACAUAUCAGUUUUGCCAGGACAGUCUGAUAACUCUGUCUCAGGUACGAGAGAUGAGAAUGUUGUGCAGCAAUUGCCAACGUCUGAGACUCGAGAUGGUCAGUGCACCCAGUCAGGGACACGAGACAACGAACUCGGUGCACAGCAGAUUGAAACUGGUGAAUGCAGCCAGUCCGGUAUUGCACAGGGUGCGCCAGGAAGCAGUUCUGCUGAUAGCCUGAAUGCUGUUAGCACACCUUCUGUGAGAAUCUCUGAAUCGGCCCAGGCGGACGAGUGUACGCAGUCGAGAGCGAUGGACGUAGAUGCGGCAGUAAACACGAAUGCCGAAGUUCCGCAGGCAGAAGAAUGUACGCAGUCUGGAAUACCGAGAGGAAUGAUGAGGGUCCCCGAAUUGGUUCGAGAAGAGAGUAGUGACACCGGCAGAGCUGGAGACACUCAGGGAGACGAAUGCACUCAGUCUGAGGUGUCCGCCACAGAAUCGAGGAGCAGACACGAUUCCGACGGCUCAUUGGAGCACUAUGGUGGAAGAGAAUCCCACGAAGCGGUCACAGAGAGCAGCGAACACGUAGUACGGAUUGCCGCUGAGCCGAGCGAGCCUUCUGUAAGCAGUGUCAGGAUGCCAGAGGUGCCAGAUGUAUCGAAUACUGUAGCAGAACCCAGUGGAGUCGGCCGGGAUGAGGUGGUGCAGAGUGCGGCGGCAGAAUCGAGCGAAGGAGGAGAGAUCGUGCGGAGGAUGGCCGAACCAAGCAGUGAGACUGAAUUGUUAAGAACAAGGCCCAGUAACCGGCAAGAUAGUGCGAUCUGCAGUGCACUUCAGGAGCAGCCCAGCAGUUCGGGUCGGAGGAGAGAUUUUGUAGAAUCAGUUCAAGAUUACAGCCAAGUCGAGUGCUCUACAGGAAAGAGGCCACGUACUGGAGAAUCGAGCCCAGAUAGUCGUAUUUCACAGAGCUCGUCAUCAGUGGUUAAGAGAGACAAUGUGUCUUCGAGUGGCAACAGACAGUUUACAGGAAGUAAAGGCAGAAGUGGAGAUGUACCGUCUACACCGAGGUCUGGGGUCUCUAGUACGUCUACUACAUCAUCUGGAAGAGGUCAGGGUGGGGCCGGGAUAUCUAGCAGCUCUUCGGCACACAAACUUCCGUCUGGUACCAGAGCUGGCCCUUCGUCUACAGAGGCCAGCACGAGGCACCAUGGUGCUGGGCCUUCUGGCGUACGAGAAACUUCGGAAGCUUAUGCAAAGUUGUCUUCACCUGUUGGAAGUUCAAGAAGCGACAUCAAAGUUCCUGGAGUUUCAGGUAACGUGAGGCACAAAGGGAGUGGCGGAAUAGAUGGAGAGAAUCGAGGAAAUGCUGCAGGGAAGCCACAGGUGGCACAGGGAGCUUCCCAGAGCAGUAGCUCACUUGCUAGGUCACAACCUCAUGUUCAGAGGACAGAAUCUCCUUCAGAACGAGCCACAUUAAAUCCGCAAGCUACAGGCGUACUAAAGCUGCCUUCUAAGAGGCCUCUGACUGUGGAAGAUUCUAGUGGACCAUCAGAAGUGAAGCGGCGCCUGUCCAGUGAAACUGCUGCCGGGCCUACAGUGCCCUUGCUGUCGAUACCGCUGCCUCCUGAGCAGGGAACUUUAUCGAAUACUUCACAAAAUGUGCAGUUGGCAGCAAAAGUGGCGGUUGUACCUACAGAUAGAGCUAGGCCUCCAGUGCCCUCACCACGACCUCAGAUUUCAACCAUUCAGCCACCAGUGUCUGCACACAGUAGUACAAUGCCUUCACCGGCACCGAGAUUUUCUAUGAAGGGGCCAGAACUACCCGCUUCGCAUAAACCGAUUUCGUUCACCUUGUCAAAAACUGGUCUGAAGAAAACAGUGGAACACCCGACAGGUGAAAGUGGCAGCUCUGCACAAUCUGCAGCAAGAUUACCUGAGAGAGCAUCCACUUUCCAGAAGAAAAAGGCUGCAGAUCAACCAGAAGAGCCUGAGGCAUUGAAGCCCGGAGCUUCUGACAGAGAUCCCUCAGAACAGAAUAAAAGGGAAAUAGAACAGACUGAUGAGAAUGAGACCCAUAGGACUGGAGUUCCUGGAAGUAGUGAGCAAACCGCAGAGAAAAAAUUGGAAAAUGUUGUGGAAACAAUUGAAGUAUCUGAAAUUCCUUUGCCUGCUGGCAUUCCAGCACCUCGUGAACUUAAGGUACAAGCUGCUCCACCACCUGCUUCAGAAUCUACUUUUCCUAAUGUCACUGAUGUUGCAAGCGUUCCUCUUCCACCAGAAAAGCCGGUUUCUGGAAAGAAAGAUGUUUCACUGUCACUGGAUCUUGUCCCGUCGCUCGACGUGUCUGUAGAAGAGAUUCCCAUACCAGGAGAAACUGGAGAGGGUACAGAGCCAAGUUCAGCAACUGUAAAACAGGGAGAGAGAUCGCCAACAGGUAGAACCUCACAGGCAGAAAACUCAUCUUCUCAAACAGAAGGGAAGGUACUAUCUCGGCUAUCUAGUCCCUUUGACUUGGCUCCAUAUGACAUUCCGUUGCCACCAGUAGAAAACCACACUUCUCUUUCCUCCUCUCUGGCUAAGCCACAGUUGGGGGAAGCUGGAGCUGAACUCCAGAGUCCAGCAAAACCGUCUACAACACCAGAAUAUAAACAGUCAUCAGAUGAAAAAUUGGAAAGUAUUGCAGAAUCAGAUGAGCCCGGUCCUUCAUCGAACCAGGUAAAAAUGAGCAUUUUGCAGUCUGCAGAAACUGAGGUGAAAUCACCAAGUGCAACUAACUUGCAAACUGUAGAUAAAUCUUCAGCUGCAGUUCCAAAAACUAAGGUGGAUAGUAGACACACACCUAGUGAUACAAGCAGCGCAGCUUCAAAAUCGGAUACAACUGCCAGUGUAAUUGAUGGAGAUGGCAAACAGAAUCCAAAUCUCAGCACCGAGGUCUCGCAGCCCUCUGCUCCAUUGACAGAAACUGUUCCUAGUGUUGAGCCCUCACAAGAUGACUUGCAAAAAACCUCUUCGGAACUGCAAUCAUUAAAAUCUGUUUUACCAGAAGCGAAGCCAGUUGCUAAGCUGAGGCCUGUUUCAUCCAACGCUCCAGCAGUCGAAGAACCGGGCAUCGGAAUUGACAGUGACAGCAGAGACUCUCCACAAAUAGCAACUCGUGAAACUGCCUCACCACCACCUGCAGCUGACGAGUAUGUCAGUUUAUGUCAAACAGAAAACACUAGCUCUCCCAUAGAGGAAAAGAAGAACAAUAUCCCUUCUGAGGGAGAGAAAUCGGUGGAGGAUAGUGCCGGGGUCCAAAUUGAUACUGAGGCUAAAGAAGUAACUCUCCUUCAAAGCACCACCAAAGCGAGUACUUCUGUCUGUUCCACACAACGGUUAGAAAAUUCAUCUGUUGGUGAACGCCUCCCUGCAGAUCAGAACCUUGCCGUGGACUCCGAGAAGAGAAAGGUGCCAUUUGUAAAGGCCGAUGUCAAUUUAGAGCAGCCCAUUUCAGAUCCUACGCCUAGAGUACUCAAGACUAGGAAAGAUGACUGCCAGACUUCCCCAUUGGCACCUGCCGAUGCCAGUAGUGUGCCAAAAUCAGCUGUUUCCUCAGAAUCAAAAUUAGCCAAUUCAGGUGACAUACCAGUCAAGUUGUAUCUCAUCCUCCUUUAG